This is a messenger RNA of Emericellopsis cladophorae, 408 nucleotides long. RefSeq lists its product as uncharacterized. The record is from RefSeq and is a predicted model, not a curated record. Lineage: Eukaryota; Fungi; Ascomycota; Sordariomycetes; Hypocreales; Bionectriaceae. Bases 1 to 408 code for a protein of 135 amino acids. The transcript has 3 exons.
AUGACCCUCAUCACGACCCGCAAGACCCGUCGACUUCGCUAUGACGGAACCCUUGUCUCGUCCGUGUUCAACUACGCCAACGUCACAGAUGAGGGCCUCGUCGACAACACGGUCACCACCCUCGCGGGCGACUCGACCACGAUCGAUAUCUGGAGGGACUUUAUCAAACCCAACUUUUCCAUCUUCCCUGAGGACGUUCUUUUUCAGUCGGGCGCUGUCUACAGCGGCCUGGUGGACAGGAAGUUCUUGACGUAUCCCGUCGCGGCUUGGAGUAUUAUGUAUCAAGGCGUGAUCCUCACGACCGUGUACGUAGAAAACACGGGUAUGCUGGUUGGGGACGACUAUUUCUCGCCUGCCCUUCGCACCAGCGUCAUCACAGAUUUCUUAAACACAAAGGCCACGGAUUAA